Molecule: messenger RNA, 2084 nt
Organism: Megalops cyprinoides (Indo-Pacific tarpon)
Lineage: Eukaryota; Metazoa; Chordata; Actinopteri; Elopiformes; Megalopidae
Product: interleukin-10 receptor subunit beta-like
Exons: 8
Coding region: 164-1666 (500 amino acids)
Molecular function (GO): protein binding
Source: RefSeq, a predicted model, not a curated record
AGCCUUCACCCUUCCGCCACUGCUUUACCCGACGUAGCCAUGAGGUAGCCAUGAGUACGGCUUUCCUUUCUGUAUACGGCUUGUCGGUUGGAGAGCAGACUAUCAUGAGGGUCAAGGCAACUGGAAAAAACCACUCAAAGAAGGGCCAUCGUGUGCUUUUGCUAUGAAUUAUAUCCCUUUGGCAAUUUAUUUAAUGCAACUAUAUUGUGAGGCUCUGAGCACUCUCCCUGCGCCUGUUAAUGUAACAAUCGAGUCUGUGAACUUUGAGCACAUCCUGAAAUGGAACCCAGGGGCAGGGACACCGCCUGGGACAGGCUACAGGGUCACAUACAGCCACUAUGGGUCAAGAUGGCGGCGGUUGCCUGCCUCCUCUGCCACUAUGGUCAAUGUGACGGAGAAAUUCACAGAGGUCACCUGGCUGUAUGCUGUUCGUGUGCAGGCCGUCAAUGGUGCCAUGAAGUCCCCCAUGACUGCCACAACCUUCCGCCCCUAUAAAGACACUGUCCUGGGCCCCCCUCAGGUGUCUUUGGCAGGCUGUGGAAAUUGCCUCAAAAUCAACAUCACAUUUCCCAGAGGGAGAGCAAAGGAAAGCAUAGAAGAUAUCUAUGGUGUCUUUCGGUUCAACAUUUCUUGGAAAAAAAUCGGAGAGAUCCAGGUACAGCAUUACUCCACACAGCUCAGCAGUUCCAUGCUGGAGAAUCUCCACCCGGGAGUGGAGCAUUGCAUACAGGUGAAGCCCCAGCUGGCUGUCAAUAAGAAUACACUGCGCUCUGGCUGGGUCUGUGCUCUCACCAGCCCUGGGGACCAGAGCCCGGUCCCCACUGUCCUGGCAGGUGUAUCAGGGAUUCUGCUGGCCCUGGGAGGGGUGAUUCUGAUAGGCCUCAUCUAUGCUGGAUUCCUGUUUAAACUGAAAACCCACCUCCCCAGGGUCCUGACAUCCAUGGUGGAGGCCGACUACUUCAGCAUGGAUAGUAUCAUUCCAGAUCCUGUCUCUGUCACCUUUGAACCCACAUGUAGAGGGAAGGGAGAUGGGGCGGAAGUUGGGGAUGAAGAUGAGGAAGAUGAAGAAGAUAGGGGAAACAAUGCUUAUGAGAGACGGGCAGCUAGAUUUUCCAGUGGGACAAGCUCAGGCUGUACAUCUUGCGCUGCAGCGAGCUCAGUCACAUCCCUUACCACCGCCACCACCACCACAGACAGUUCUGGGAAUACUCAGACUUCUAUCAACAUGGCAGCUGAAGUGAGGGUCCCUCUAAUUGUGGAGGUGCUUGAAGUCUGCAGGCAGACUGAGGACGGCAAGAAGAGUGCAGAACCAGAUCUCCUGGAGGAUGAAGAGUGGGAUCAGGAGUGCUGUACAGAUGUAAACCUCCUUUCCGUCACUCUGGGAGCACAGGAGGAAGAGCGUGGGGAUGCAAUGGAGCUGUUUGGAGACGGCCCUGAUGAGGGCCAGCCCUUGCUCUCUGUAGAACCUCCUGAAAGAUCCACAGAUCUUAGCAGCACACAGAGGGCUGGGCCAGUCACUCAGACUGCAGAGGAGCUCUGUCUCAAUAUUUAUGAAGGCACUGACUCAGCACUGACAGAACUGACUGGGCACUGCAGGAGGAAAGAGUACAGUGAUAAAGAAGAAGAUGAUGAUGAUGAUGAGUGUUCAGGUUAUAUAAGACAUUAGCCCUUUCCCAGCUCUUUAACUCAUCCCAAUCUCUUUGCUUGUGUUUUUUGAUAUGUCAGAAAGAGUUGAACAUUAUUAUUAUUUGGAGCAGUUGAGAAGCUGGAGGAAUGCUCUGGGUAAUAUUCUUCAUCAAAGAAGAGGAAUUAUGUAAUGUACAUGGUGCACUUUACACUACAAGCAUUCCCGUGAUAAAGCUGUUUUUUUAGACAGUGACUCCUGUGGGUAAAAUGUGCAGUAGGUUUAAGCUUGGCUUUUGAAGCAAACUGAUGAGGUUCAGAAUCCAGUAGCAUAUUUGACAUUGUGCUGUGCCUGGACCAGGGCUAAGUCCGCGUGCUCUCAUAAAAGCUUAUGUUUAAAUACUGCUUUAAAACAAGAGAACGUGGUGGAGCACUUGUAGAUUAUUUACCUAUUUAUUAAA